GUCCAGGUCGCCAGCCAUGGGGAACCUCAUUAAGGUCCUUGGCAAGGACUUAGAGAACUGUCCUCAUUUUUUCCUGGACUUUGAAAGGGGCUCAUGGGAAACCUCCUGAAAGUGCUGGCUUGCGCCGAACUUGAGCAUGGCCCAAUAGUUUUCCUUGACUUUGAACAUGCCCAGCCUACAGAGGCCGAGACAGCCGUGUGGAACCAGGUCAGCGCCGUUCUGGAGGAAGCCCACGGGAUCCUGGCCGAGCUGCAAUCCUACAACGGCGCCGGGCAGGAGAUACGAGAAGCCAUUCAGAACCCGGGCGACCUGGCUCUACAAGAGAAGGCCUGGAACGCCGUGUGUCCUCUGGUGGCCAAGCUGAAGCGCUUCUAUGAGUUUUCCCUGCGCCUGGAGAACGCUUUGCGCAGCCUGCUGGAGGCGCUGACGAGCCCGCCUUACGCCCCCAUGCAACACUUGGAACGAGAGCAGGCCCUGGCCAAGCAGUUUGCCGAGAUUCUGCAUUUUACGCUCAGCUUUGAUGAGCUCAAGAUGACAAAUCCAGCCAUUCAGAAUGACUUCAGCUACUACAGGAGGACCAUUAGCAGGAACAGGCUGAACAACCAGCAGUUGGAAGCGGAAAACGAGGUGAACAACGAGAUGGCCAACCGCAUGUCGUUGUUCUACGCUGAGGCCACGCCCAUGUUGAAGACCCUGAGCAACGCCACCACAAAGUUUGUCUCAGAGAACAAGACCUUACCCAUUGAGGACACCACGGACUGUCUGAGCACCAUGGCGUGUGUAUGCCGUGUCAUGCUUGAGACCCCGGAGUACCGCUGCCGGUUCACCAACACAGACACCAUGUUGUUCUGCAUGAGGGUGAUGGUGGGCGUCAUCAUCCUCUAUGACCACGUGCACCCCGUCGGGGCCUUUGCAAAGACCUCCAAAAUUGACAUGAAGGGCUGCAUCAAGGUCCUGAAAGAGCAGCCGUCCAAUAGUGUGGAGGGACUUCUCAACGCGCUGAGGUAUACGACACGACAUCUAAACGACGACAGCACCUCCAAACAGAUCCGGGCGCUGCUGCAAUGAACGAGGGAGGGAUGCGGGGAUGGGCGCGCACUUCAAACGGAAAACAAAAGAAAGCGCCAAACAUCAACCAAGGGCCCGUUUGUUUACGACAAAUAGCUCCGAGAAUAAUAACACGAAGAGGAAAAAGAAUUCUAUUUAUUGUCAGCUGUCCACCAUUCUGUCUCUUGUUUUGUAAAGAAAAUAGAGAUGAUUAAAAAAGCCAGAAAAUAUUAGAUAUAUAUAUUUAAAAAAAAGACAAGCAGCAGAUCAAAAAGAAGUAGAAUUACCGAUAAGAGAGGACGCUUUUAUUGCCAAUUUAGGUGCGAAUCGACGCAAAGCUGACACUUAAUUCCUGCUGUAGUCUAGACGAGUACGUUUUGCACAGCAUCUUUUUGGAUUCUCCCGCUGGGCUGAUGUCACAGUGAAGCAAUGUGAUGGACCAUUUCCGGAGAAUUGCUUUGCAAUACUUUUGAGUGUUGAGCAUCAACCCAGUGGAAAGAAGUCACGGUUCAUUCUUUUCAGUCCAUUCAUUGAUUGACGUUGCAGGCUUUUACUUGAACGACUUAGUAGUUGAGUCUCUCGCUCUCUGCACGGGUGCUGACGUGCUUUUAGCUAUCACUGUGCUUACUCGUCAUCCAGCUGAGGACUUUGAAGUGCUUUUUCUUUUUCUUUUCUGAAGCCUUAGCAUUGCUUUCUGCUACCCAGACAAGUUACCAGAAGGACAUUCAUCACCCUCCUCUUAUUGGUUCUCAGAAACAACAAUGGCACACCAUAAUUUAAGAUUCAAAUUCCAAAUUAAAAUGUAUUUACAUUUAACACUGAAAAUCUAUUUGAAACUUCUUUCAACACCUUAAAAAUGUGUUCAUUUGAUCUGCAAAAAUAAUAGGAGACAUUAUUCACACUCACCACUUUUGAAGGGAAGACAUGCUUCAUCAAAUGUGACAACGCCGGCCGGCUGCAAGAAAAAAAAUGCAUUCAGUCAGCUUGAUUUCUUUCUCACAUUAUUUCCACGUAGUCAGUCAAUAAGAGUCGGAUUCAAAAUAAAAUGGAUGAGCAAAAAGAGACUUAAAGAAUUUAAAGCAUUGCUGUACGUCAGAUGUCUAUAGGCUUUUAGUCGACAUUGAUUUGAUCUUUUAAAUUAUAUUUUCUAUACAGGGGUAUGUGCACAAGCAUAGUCUGUAUAAAGUAGAUGGCAUGUUGUACCAGGUCGGAGCCAACGUGUGUAAAUAAGGUGUUUUUAUUCAUUUUUAAUUGUUCAGUGAUGCUGAAAAAGGGUGAAAUGUGUCGUCUCAAAUCACGUUGACCAUGCGUCUGCCUAAAUGGACCAUCAGCCUUGCCGUAGUGGUAGGGGAGUUUUUUUCGUUUUUUUUAAUUUUCAGGGAUUCAACUUUUAUCAUGGCAAAUGAACUGGAAGGUGAAGGGAGGGGGUGAAAGCAGUGUGUGUGCGUGUGUGUGUGUUGGGGUGGGUGGGAUGGGUGAUAGGCUAUCCAUUUGCUUGUUAUUUUGUACAUUUUGUGCAACAAUAAACUUGUCAUUUAUUACAUUCA
This is a messenger RNA of Syngnathus acus (greater pipefish), 2594 nucleotides long. It is a transcript of the gene fam49al, whose product is annotated as family with sequence similarity 49 member A, like. NCBI's taxonomy places the organism in Eukaryota, Metazoa, Chordata, Actinopteri, Syngnathiformes, Syngnathidae. Gene Ontology annotation, molecular function: small GTPase binding. The transcript has 11 exons. Bases 94 to 1068 code for a protein of 324 amino acids. The record is from RefSeq and is a predicted model, not a curated record. Gene Ontology annotation, biological process: regulation of actin filament polymerization.